AUGACAGUCGAAUCAGAGGUAGAAUUUAUUAGCGUUGGUGCAAAUUGCCUCGGUGAUUGUUUAGUAUGGGGUCAAAAUGGACUUGCUGCAUAUGGUGCACAAAAUUUUGUUGCAUUAUUUGACCCAAUUCAAUCAAAAGUUUUAGCAACUCUUCCAGGACAUAAAGAUAGAGUUAAUCAUAUUGUUUGGGUACCAAAUGUCACCGAAGAAUAUUCAAAAAGAUAUUUAGCAAAAGAAAAUGAAAUUUUAUCAUGUUCAUCAGAUAAUACAAUUAUAUCAUGGAGAGAAAUUAAAGGUGGUAGCAAACAUCAAUAUAAAGUUGAACAAGUAUUAAAGGGUCAUAGCGAUAGUGUAACAAGUAUUUCAGUAUUAGAUUUUCCAGAUGGUUCAUUAUUAUUAUGCUCAACAUCAGCAGAUAACACUGUUAAGAUUUGGAAAAGAGAAGCUAUUAGUAAAGAAAAUUUAGAGAACAAUACAUUACCACAAUGGAGUUGUAUUCAAACUAUUGAUUUUAAACCAAAAUGUAUGGAGUGUUGCAGUAUUGCAUUCAUCCCAGAUACCCAUAUUCCAAUUAUUGCAUUGGGUGGUCUUGAGCCAAGAAUUCACAUCUUCAUUCAAAAUACUGAUAGCAAUAUAUCACAAGAGCAACCAUUACAAUUUAAAAAGUUAAUGUCAUUACAAGGUCAUCAAGAUUGGAUAAGAUGCUUAUCAUUUACAACAUCAUUUAAUACAGAGGAAAAUGAAAACGAACUUAUUUUAGCUUCGUCAUCACAAGAUUUCAAGAUUAGACUUUGGAAACUUUCUAAAUUUACUCAAAAGAAACAAGAAGAAAGAGAAAAAGAGGAUUCUACCAAUUUAUUAGGUUCAUUAUCAACUCAAUUAAGUGGUGUAACAUCAUUAAGUACCAAAGGUUAUCUUUUCAAUUGCAAUUCAAAUAAAUAUAUUAUACUCUUAGAUGCAGUUUUAUCUGGUCACGACGAUUGGGUUUACUCUAUUCAUUGGUCACCAGCUACAUUCAACAAACAACUCGAUAAAAAAGAACAACCAAUGUGUUUACUUUCAGCAUCUAUGGAUAAGACAGCUAUUGUUUGGAGACCAGAUCGUAGUACCGGUAUUUGGAUCGAUGAAAGCAGAGUUGGUGAUAUGGGUGGUAAUAUUUUAGGUCUAUAUGGUGCAGUUUUCUCACCGGAUUCAAAAUACAUUCUUUCACAUGGUUAUAAUGGUGCAUUCCAUUUUUGGAAACAAAGCGAAACAUCUAAAACUCUUUGGGAACCUCAAAUUGUUGUUAGUGGUCAUUUUGGUCCAGUUCAAGAUUUAAUGUGGUCACCAGAUUACAGUUAUAUGAUUUCAUGUAGUACCGAUCGUACAUUACGUCUUUUUAGCGAAUGGAAAAAAGGAGGCGAAAACAACAACCAAGUUAAUUCAUGGAAUGAAAUCGCAAGACCUCAAAUUCAUGGUUACGAUUUAGAAUGUUUUACUUUUGUUUACAAGAAAUCCCAUGUUUUAGUUUCUGGUGCCGAGGAAAAAAUUAUGAGAGCAUUUGUAGGUUCACAAAAUUUCGUCGAUACUCUUUGUAAUAUUUCUAAAGUUCAACCAAUUAAUGAUGGCACUCAAAGACCAUUAGCAGCCAAUCAACCUUCAUUAGGUUUAUCAAAUAAACCAUACGGUGGUAGUAGCAGUGGUAAUGAUACAUCAGCUACAGAGGAAGAUCAACCAAUGAAGAUCGCAGGUGGUGGUGAAGAGGGUGAAGGUAUGGAUACAGGUUAUUUUGAAGACGAAAUUCCAUUUAAUCCAGAGGUUUUAAGCCAACCACCAUUUGAAGAACAUCUUUUACAAUCAAGUCUUUGGCCAGAAAUUCAAAAACUUUAUGGUCAUGGUAACGAAAUCAUUUCAGUUGCUUGUAGUUAUGAUGGUCAAUAUUUAGCAUCAGCAUGUAGAGCAUCAGCACCAGAUCAAGCUACAGUUCGUAUUUGGAACAUAUCAAAUUGGAAAGAGGUUGCCAAUCUCAAGGGUCAUACUCUUACUAUUGUAAAUUUAGCAUUUUCACACGACAGUAAAUAUUUAUUAGGUGUCAGUAGAGAUCGUAUGUGGACACUUUGGAAACGUACCGAUAAUCCAGAAGAACCAUUUAUUAAAGUUAUCUCUGCACCAAAAGCUCAUGGUCGUAUCAUUUGGUCAGGUUCAUGGAGUCACGACGAUAAAUAUUUCGCUACAGGUGCUCGUGAUAAAGUUGUUAAAAUUUGGUCAUUAGAAAACAUCACAACUAAAUCUGCUUUAGCUGCAACUCUUCCAACAUUUGGUUCAGGUGUAACUUGUGUAGAAUUUGCACCAAAAUCAAAUAAAUUUGAAAAUGAGCACUUAAUAGCUGUAGGUGAAGACGAAGGUAAAAUUACAAUUUGGAAAUCAAAUAACAAUUGCUCAGAAUGGUCAUGCAUUCAUACAAUCUCAUCUGAAGUUUCCCAUACCUUAGAUGUUAGAAAAAUUCGUUGGAGAGAUACCCCAAUCAUUGGUCAAGACAAUUCAAUUACUUAUCAAAUUGCUACAUGUUCACUUGAUAAUUCAGUUCGUAUUUUUAAUUUAAAAUUUAAUUAA
This is a messenger RNA of Dictyostelium purpureum, 2592 nucleotides long. RefSeq lists its product as uncharacterized. Bases 1 to 2592 code for a protein of 863 amino acids. Gene Ontology annotation, biological process: tRNA wobble uridine modification. Lineage: Eukaryota; Evosea; Eumycetozoa; Dictyosteliales; Dictyosteliaceae. Gene Ontology annotation, cellular component: elongator holoenzyme complex. The transcript is spliced from 2 exons. Gene Ontology annotation, molecular function: protein binding. The record is from RefSeq and is a predicted model, not a curated record.